This is a messenger RNA of Cetraspora pellucida, 436 nucleotides long. NCBI's taxonomy places the organism in Eukaryota, Fungi, Glomeromycota, Glomeromycetes, Diversisporales, Gigasporaceae. The record is from the annotation of a GenBank genome assembly.
AAAGCAAGAAUCUGACAAGCAAAUAUUAAAAGAAUAUCUAGUUGAUAUAUAUGACAGAUAUAAAGAAAUGAUUGAAAUAAUAUAUUCAAAUUAUAUUGAAAUCAACAAUAAUCACAAAGAAUUGAAUGACAUGCUUAGAACAAUAUUCAUCAAAAGAUCAAGAAUAAAAAAUAAAAACCAAUUAUAUAAUGAAACAAAAUUAACAGAGUUAUCUAUAAUGCCACCUGAAAUACCAAUAAAUCUAGAACAAGGAUAUACUGUAGUAAUACCAUUCAUGAAGCAAAAUAAGACAUAUUACAUAUUAACUUCACAAAGGAUAAACACCACAAUAUACCAAAACCAAUAUCAAACAUGUGGUAGUAAAAAAGAAGAAUUUGAAGACUUUAUAACAUGUGCAAUCAGAGAAGCACAAGAAGAAAUCAAUUUGAAAUUGAUA